Epinephelus fuscoguttatus (brown-marbled grouper) is the source of this 9630-nucleotide messenger RNA. It is a transcript of the gene raph1a, whose product is annotated as Ras association (RalGDS/AF-6) and pleckstrin homology domains 1a. The record is from RefSeq and is a predicted model, not a curated record. Gene Ontology annotation, biological process: signal transduction. Lineage: Eukaryota; Metazoa; Chordata; Actinopteri; Perciformes; Serranidae. The coding region runs from base 299 to 4720 and encodes 1473 amino acids. Gene Ontology annotation, cellular component: plasma membrane; cytosol. The transcript has 20 exons.
CCUGUAUCCUGACGCUGGUGUUAGCGGUGUUGGGAUUCAGAGUGGCAGCAGGGGAAAUCAGGGAAAUCUGGGAUAUCUGGGAAAGGGGAGUCGGUGAAAACCGGGACUAAACCGGGCCAAAUCCCGCCGAAGCCUCGGCCGUGUCUCCGCGGGUCUCUGACCGGACUCUUCUCCUCCGUGUCCCCGGAGCUGCUGCGGCUUUUCUCCCAGGAUUCACCCCGGAUCCGCUCAGCUGAUUGAAUCCCUCCUCUGCGUCGUGUGUGUGUGAGCUGGACUGAGCGCUGUGAGCAGACCAAAGAUGGACCAGGUGUCAGACGAGGAGGUGGAGGUCAGGGAGGAAGAGGAGGAGGAAGAGGAGGACAGUGAUAAGGAGGACCAGGACCUGGAUAAGAUGUUUGGAGCGUGGCUGGGAGAGCUGGACAAACUCACACAGGUACACAAAAGUCUGGAUGACGGUCGCCCCGAGCAACCCCCCCAACAGAAAGCUCCCCUCAGACAAGAGACCAACAUGGCCAACUUCUCCUACAGAUUCUCCAUCUACAACAUCAACGAGGCGCUGAAUCAGGGGGAGAACGUGGACCUCGACGCUCUCAUGGCAGAUCUCUGCUCCAUCGAACAGGAACUCAGCACCAUCAACACCAAACCAAACAGUAUGGGUGGCAUGGCUCGCCUGGGCCUGACUGACACCAAGGUCCGUCAGAAGCCUCCAGCAGGGCGCAGUAGCAGGCAGCAGCCAGCAGGAAGCAGCAGUGGCGGCGGUGGUGGUAGCAGCAGUAACAGUGUUAGCGGGGGAGGAGGCAGCAGCGGGGCGAGCAGUAGCAGCAGCAGCACCAGAGCGUCACCUGCUGGCACUAUCAGAGCUCCCACCGGGCAUCAUGGGAGACCGGCGCUGGCUUCUAACUUCAGUCUUGAUGACAUCACUGCCCAGCUGGAGAAGGCGUCUCUCAGUAUGGAUGAAGCUGCUCGUCAGACCUCCUCCCACUCCCUCAGCUCCGCCACCUCCUACACGUCAGCCACGAUGCGACGGCCCGGAUCGUCUCAGCGCCAACACCGACGCACAGGAUCAGUCGGCACGGUCAGCGAACACGAGGCUCGUUCGAUCGUUCACUCCUCACGCUCCUCUGUCACCUCUGCGUCUGAGGUUUCUGUUAACUCCGCCUCCUCCAUGGACUCGUUGGACAGCGUUCUUCGCUCCAAUGAAUCAGACGGACAGCUGCCUUCAGUCAUGCCGUCAGCUGAAGGAGCCAGUCAAGGUCAUCACAACACAGAGCACUCCUAUCUGGACAGGGAAACCUCUCUGAUUCUGAGAAACAUAGCAGGGAAACCUUCCCACCUGCUGACCAAGGAGGAGCAGGCUGCCAAGCUGAAGGCGGAGAACAUCCGAGUGGCCCUGGAGAAGAUCAAGGAGGCCCAGGUUAAAAAGUUGGUGAUUCGAGUUCAUUUGUCAGACGAGAGUUCAAAGACGAUGAUGGUGGACGAGAGACAGACAGUCAGACAGGUUUUGGACAGUUUACUGGAGAAGUCUCACUGUGGCUACAGUCCAGACUGGUCACUGGUGGAAACCAUCAGCGAGCUGCAAAUGGAGCGGAUCUUCGAGGAUCAUGAGAACCUGGUGGAGAACCUGCUGAACUGGACCAGAGACAGCCAGAACCGCCUGAUGUUCACCGAACGCAUCGAGAAGUAUGCUGUGUUCAAAAACCCCCAGAACUAUUUGUUGGGGCGGAAGGAGACGUGUGAGAUGGCUGAAAGAAACAAAGAGGCUCUGUUAGAGGAGUGUUUCGGCGGCAGCUCAGUGUCCGUCCCAGAGAUGGAGGGAGUGUUGUGGCUGAAAGAGGACGGGAAGAAGUCGUGGAAGAAACGCUACUUCCUGCUGAGGGCUUCUGGCAUCUACUAUGUUCCCAAGGGCAAGGCCAAGGCAUCCAGAGACCUGGUGUGUUUCCUUCAGUUGGAUCACGUCAACGUCUACCACGGCCAGGACUACAAGAGCAAGUACAAGGCUCCUACUGACUACUGCAUGGUGCUGAAGCACCCUCAGAUCCAGAAGAAGUCUCAGUACAUCAAGUACCUCUGCUGUGAUGAUGUCAGAACCCUCCAACAAUGGAUCAACAGUAUUCGAAUCGCCAAGUACGGGAAGCAGCUGUACAUCAACUUCCAGGAGGCAAUGAGGAGGACGGAGGCGGCCUACGAUUGGUCCUCCCUCUCUUCUUCCUCCAUCAAGUCAGGAUCCAGCUCCUCCAGCCUUCCAGAGUCCCAGUCCAACCACUCCAGCCAGUCGGACAGUGGCGUGUCAGAGAUGACAUCAUCAGGCCACACCCGCUCCCAGAGUGUGGUCAGCUCCAUCUUCUCUGACGCCUGGAGGAGAGGAACACAAGGAGAGAUGAUGAGGAUCGACCCUAUCAGUAGGCCCAUGCCGGUCCAGAUUCUCUCCCCCCAGCCCCCGACCCGGACCAGCUACACCGACGGCCUCGUCCAAUCUGAAGACUCCUCCCCGUCACCGCCCUCACCUCCUCCACCUCCGCCUCCUCCCACCAUCCAAAGUGUGGCCCAUCAGCCAGCGCCAACCCCUUCCUACGUGAAGUACAGCACGCUGGCUCGCCUGCAGGGUCAGAGCCAGUCCUGGACCCAGCAGGCAGGAGGUGGACCACCUGCCCCUCCUGUCCAGUCUGCAAAAUCCAACUACAACACCCUCCCAGCUGCCUACAGCACCUCCUCUCAGCUACCACCAUCUCCUCCUCCUCCUCCUCCACCCACGGUGCCAGCUCCUGGCUCAGCCAUGGCUGCACUGAAAUAUGCUCCAUCAAGCCCCUCUGCUCUCCCACCACCACCCCCACCUGAGGAGGACAUACAGGAGCCAUCUUACCUCCCGCCUCCUCCACCAGAGAGCCUGGAGGCCAAUGGGUUACCUCCACCUCCCCCUCCGGAGCCCAUCCCCAACGCCAGCAAUCACUUAUCCAACACCGGCCUCCAGCAGUUCCUGGCACAGAAGUUUCCCAACAUGGUGUACGACUUCACGCCAGAGAUGAGUGAGGAUACUUCUCCUCCUCCUCCACCUCCGGCUGAGCUCUCACCUCCAACCUCCCUGCAAGUUCUCCGGCCUGUGUCCCCUAAUGCGCCCCCUCCUGCACCUCCCAAAACCUUCACUGGUGGUUUUCCCCCUCAAACUGCUCCCAAACCCUCGGGUCCUUCUUCCCUUCCCAUUGCCCUCUCACCUGUGUCGCCAUCGCAGCCCUUCAGCGGCCACGGCCCGGUGAAAAAGCAACAAAGCUUCUCAACAGGACACUCCCCAAAUCAGCCUCCUCCCACUCUGCCAAAGCAGCACAGCCUCUCCUCCAAAAACCUCGCCAUCUCUCCUUCCUCCUCCUCUUCCUCAGUCUCCAUCGCGGCCGCUACCUCCUCGUUGGUCAAACAGAUUGUCAAUCAGUUCCCAGGAAACGCUGCCCCCGCCUCUCUGCCCGCCUCUAACUCCAUGGAAGGAUCGAAGUUCAGUGCUCCUCAGUCUCCUCCGGCGGUCAAGGCCAAACCAAAGUGGCAGCCAGGAGGCGUUGUGGCUGCGCAGUCCCCAGAGUUCCCUCCACCUCCUCCUGACAGUUCCGUGGGAGAUUUCCCUCCUCCACCCUCCUCCAAGACGGGCUCCCCCAUAAAGAAAUCGCCUUCCGCCACAUCCACAGGAUCCAUGAAGCGUGGGCCUCCACCGGCCCCACAGAGAGCCUCCUCCAUCCGGUCCAGCUCAGGCGAGACCCAGGACGAGAGGCCAAAGAAGGUGGAGAGCCUGGUCAGCAAAUUUGGCCAAGCUCCUCAGACGGGUACCUCAUCCAGCUCCUCGUCAGCGACUGGGUCACCUUCGAAAGAUUCCUCCACGCUUCCUGCUCCACUUCCGAAGCCGGGGAAGCUGAACUUGGCGAACCUGCCGUUGGCUCUCCAGGGGCUGCAGACGGGCCAGCACCAUCAGCCCGUUGAGUUCCCGUCCCCUCCUCCCCCACCUCCCCCCUCCCAGCCGACUCACCUUGACUCGCCUGACUACUUCCCACCUCCCCCCAGUGACUUUGAGCUUUUCCCUCCUCCUCCCCACCCAUCAGAGUUCCAUCACCCUCCAAAGGUUGCUGUGGUGAACCCCCAGCCUCAGAUGCAGCCACCUCAACAGUCGGCAACGCCCUCCUUGUCGUCCUCGUCAUGGAAACAAGGUUCACUGAAAAAGGGGGCGGUCCUUCCUCCGACACUGAACCGGCGGACCAGCAACACCACCCCAUAUGACAACACAACUUCAAUGCCCCUGUCGCCACCUCCUCUGUCUCAGACCCCACCUCCCUCCCUGGUCUCUUACUCCUCCUCCUCUCCUGUCCCCCCCACCUCUCCGAAAUCACCGGGGCCGAGCUCCCUGGCCCUAAAGCCCCACUUCCUGGAAGACCUCAACCGCACCCUUAAGAGGAAGUCAGUGUCUCGCCACGGCUCCCUCACCUCCUCCCACCUCAUCUCCUCUUCUAAGAUGGAGCCUGUGGGCACCAUGGACGACAUGGCGCUCCUCCCGCCCCCGCCCCCUGAGCUCCUGCAGCAGCAACAGCAGCAGGGUGUCCGCGGACACUCCCACACUUUGUCCCGCCACCACACGCACUCCCACUCCACCAAACAUGCCAACAUCUCAGGCUAUGCAACGCUGCGGCGAGGCCCACCUCCCGCUCCGCCGAAACGGGACCAAAGCACCAAACUAUCCAGUGACUGGUAGGAGCGAGGACGCCGGCUGGAGCCUAAAGAACUGAACUGACUGUUUAGGUCUCACGCAGAGAAGAAAUAAUCAGUGUCUGUCUUGACUUGUCCUUUUCUCCUCAUCCGAAACCAUCCACCCUUGGAUUCCGAGCAAGUAGCAAGUCGUCUUUCCUACUCUUAAUCUCAGAUUAUGAUUGUUCCUAUUAUCCUCAUUAUUACUAUCAUUACCGAUACAUGUUUAACCCAAUGACAUGAGUAAAAAUAUAUAUAUGUAUAUAUAUAUCUGUAUACAAGCAAGCCAGAAAAUCACCUAUCGAGCUUUUUUCACAAUGUCUGUGCAGCUUUGCAUUGAAAUAUACAAAAGACAAGACUUGAACGACAACAGCAACAGAGGUGGUUUGCUGCACAAUAACUGGUACUGCAUGGAGCCGCGGCAACGGAAGGAACGUUACUGAUGAAGGGAACGAUAAUGGAAGGAACGAGAGGAGCGAAAGUGGGAUGAUGUGUAUAGAAGUGUAUGUUGUGAACUGGGGGAGGGGGGUGGGGGGGUUGCAUUGCCAUUUAAUUCAAACUUUUUGUGUGUGUUUUUAUAUAAGAUUAUUUAAUACUGGAAAGAUAUUAUUAUAAUUAUUUUAAGUUUUGAACAAGUGUCUGAAGAGUUUGACUGAACGUGGGUGUGAACUCUCAGAGUAUGUCAGAAGUGUUGAUCUGAAACUAGCACACAGCUGGUUCCACUGAGUCGGAUCAUGUCAUCCAAUCAUAGUUCGAUAAAUUAAGAGUGCCGUGGCUGAUUGGUUUACGCCUCCCACAGGAUAAUACUUCAGAAUCAGUAAGGCUGGGCUCAGAUUACAGGGGUUUGAAAAUUAGGGAUGAGCAAGAGCACCAUUAUCUCUAUCUGUAUCUGCACCUGUUCAACCAACUCAUGAUCGGUGUCUGUAUUUGUACUCAGAAUGGAUGCCGUUUAUACCAAAAAUGGGUGUGGCUCCAAUGAAAAGUGGGUGGGGCCUAAGAUGAAGUUGUUAUUGUACACAGCAACUUUUAUAUAUUUGUUACAGCUACCGAAAUUAGGAUUUUCCCUUGUCAUCAGUAUGAAUACUGACACUUUUACUUGUGUAAUACUUGUAUCAUCAUCUGCCACCACGUUUAGAUUUUGUUUUUGGAGCCACUGGGAGUAACUUGGGGUUCAGUAUCUUGCCCAAGGAUAAUUUGACACAUGGGAUCGUUAAAAGUUUUCCCACACUCACAAACAGCUGCUCGUCUCAUCCAUCACUCUGAUCAGCCAUGACUGGACGGACUCCACAAACUGCUGCUGAAGGAAAAUAUUAUAUUACUUUACUCACGUCUUCCCUUCCCUCUGCAAAGUUAGAUGUCAUGGAGGCCACCGGGAUAAAACCUGUAGGGGUGCGACUCACUAGAGGCCCCCCAGUAUCAUAUUAUCAUAACACCCAAAUUAAAGAAAAAACUGUGUCAGUGUCUGUUAUAUUUAAGGAGAUAAAGUUUUCAGUCUGGUCAUCUCGCUUUAAUCAUUUUUAUUGCAACAAAUUUUAUUAUUGUAGUGAGCUACCAAAAGUCUAAUCUGUAUUUUCAAUAUUAAUAACUAAUAAUGAAUCUUUACAUCUGUGUUUUGAUACAGUGUUGACACGCAAAAUAUUGCAAUACUAUGCCGUAUCAUUUUUUUUUUUUCUCCAGCGCCUGAUAAUUUGCCCAUGUUAACCGCCUUUCUCUGAUCUCAGUCGACCAAAUCAUCCAUCCACAUAAAAAUUAGUUAACACGACCAGAACAAGCAGAACCUCCUUUAAUCUGAGCUCAGCCUGAACCAGUCGGUCAGUCAGCGACACCAAACCAAACUCACUCUGGUGACAGAUCCUGUUCUACAAACUCAUCAGUCAGUCUGUGAGUGUGAUAGAUAUGAAAUCAUGCAGCUAAUCUGUCUGACAGAAGGUGAUCAUCAGUUUAUGAGUUAAUAAAGUCAGUCAUUCAUCUGAGCGGCUGCUCGUCACUCUGCUGGUUGGUUAUUAAAGGUGUGUGUGUCCACUUUAAGCGUCAGAGAUGCCCUGGGAACAAGUGCCUGAAAAACAAAAUGCUUAAACUGCUCACAGGUGUGUGGUGACAUCAUACCGCGCAGACAGACACCCUCGACUUCUGUGAUGUCAUCAGCUUCCUGACAUUAUGAAGCCUGGAGUUUACCGUUCACACACUGCCAUCUAUGGAGAGUCUGAGGAAGCUCUGAGGAGCUGGUGUGGGACAACAAGCAGACACCAACAUGGUGCUACUACAGCACCACCCAGUGGUGGUUUGACAGAACUACUGUGACAGCAGUGCCUGGUGCCCAGAGGACUGAGGGAGUCACAUGUCAAGCUCUCAUGAUCUCCCAUACCCAGCUGUAAUUCUGUUUCUUACUCGGGGUAGUUUCUGUGUGUUGCUUCUGUUUCUGCUCCUGUAAACAAUCACUUUGUUUGUUGCUGUAAUUUCAAACUCCGCCCUCCGCUACUGUGAUCAGUGUUUCAAUGAAUGAGUGACAAAUACAAAGCCUCUGAAUUUUAUUUUACCCAAAUUUCAACAGAAUUUAAGCCGAUAUUUGGAGUUUAAAUCAUAAGUUGAUUAACUGGUUAGUUAUUCGACAAGAAAUACAUCUGCAGUCAUGAUUUAAGUCAUGUGUUCAGGUAAAACUGUCCCAAUUGUUGCAGAACCUCAAAUAUUAAAAGGAUCUGUAUGCAACAUUCAGAGCUCAUCUGUGGGAUUGCUUGCACACAGCUCUCAACAUGGAGGUGGCUGAGCAGGUGGCUAGCAGCUAAAGGUGCUAACAGCGCUUUUAAAAUCCCUGUAAACAUGUCAGUGUGAGUGAAAUGGUCCUGCAGUGAAUGUGUCACAGUGGGACUAACACACCCAGAUCAUGUGACUCCUGCAUGUAUACAGUCAGUCAGACCCAAACUGGCCGAGGCGCUCUGAGCAUGCUCCACAGUUUCCGCCCCGGGCUUUGACCCGGAAGUCCAAUAGCAUUAAAUGUGUAAGAGAAGAAGAAGCCGGUAACAACAUGGAGAAAUCUACAUCCAGAGCCGUGACUUUCUGGACGGACCAAAUGUACAGAGCUGUAAAGUUGUCCACCAUGGUAGCAGUUAGCUGCUAGCUAACCGUAGCUAACUUGUUUGUCCAUUGUUUGGUCUGUGACGUAAUAGGUCAACAGGAAAAAGGUCCAAUACUAACAAGCUGAAAGGGGGCAUAUCUCCACCUAUCGUAGAGGAGUCAGGAGAGCGGGUGGGGCAUGAAGAGGAGGAGAGUUAACACCAGCUGCACUCAUUGCGUUGCUGAACCUUCACAAGUAGAAACAUCUCAGUGACAGCUGACAUAAAACAAAAGGAUCAGACUCGAUAUUGUCAAUCCCGAUAAAUUAAAAAAGAUCCGAUCAGGACAUCUCUAAUCAGCAGUAACCGCCAUAUGAGCGCAGUGCAGCUAGCCAAUGAGAGACACCAACACAUUCUCACUGCGACUUCGUCACAUAUCGACAUUUGGUCACGUCUGUGUUGGUUGUUGACGUUCUGGGACGCCGUGUCAACUUCAGCCUGUUACAUGCAUUGUCUGUUUUCAAAAUACACUUCUGUUUUCACAGGAAAUGUACAGUUUGCAUACAGCCUCCUUCAAAAUAAAAGCACUACGUCGGUACAACACCGCCAACUGAUGUUUUUUUUUCCUUCAACAACACACACAUGGUUGAGUUUAGGAAAAAAGAACAGGGUUUGGCUUUACAAACUUAAGUAACCACCAGCCUGCCAAAUGAAAGUCAGUGGUUGUUGGACCCAUCAGACCCUCCAACCAGUCCUGCUCAGACUUCCACCACCUUAACUUUCGUUGUUGUCCCAGAGCAUUUCACAGACACCAGCUGCGUAUCAUGCUGACGUCAAAGGACAGCUUUUAUUGUCUGUGUCUGACCGGGCUGGAUACAUAAGCGCACAUGUGCAGCCAGCCCGCCUACCACAACAAAGAACAGAGAAGCUCAGAUUACAACACACACACACACACACACACACACACACACAUACAGAGGAAGCGUGACUUCAUUCUCUGCUCAGGACGCCAUGAUGCCACCAUAUUUUUAUGAAGAAAACAGUGGUUUGCUGCUGCAUUAAUCGUCUGAGUCUUACAAACAGAACCCUUAAUAUUUACUAGUUUUCUGUCAUCUCUGAUACUGAACCAAAUUCUUUGAGGUUUGGACGACUGUUUGGACAAAAUGCUGAUUUGAAAUACGGUAACUUGGACUCUGGAAAGAAACGUCUCUCUGACAUUAACCUUAAGUGCUCUGAGAUUCCCACAUGAAGGAGGAGGCGAGCCAGGAGGCAGCUGCCAGCAGUCUGAGAGCAGCAGCACUUAGAGAGAGAGGCCUAAUGGAUACACGCUGAGGGGAAUAAGCUGUCGAAUAAGUCUGUGGAUAAUUUCAGAUGCAGUGAUUCUGCUUUACUGCAACGUGUUAGGAAAAAACGUCGUCUGUUAGUUGAUAGUCACAGUAGUUUGUUUCAGUCAAGCGGCUACAUCAGAUUAGAUAAAUGCAGUCAGGUAAAUAGUUUGAGUCUGAGCGCCCUCAGCACCUUUACAGAAACACGGUCUGUCAGAGACAAAACUGUGUCCAGAUCAGCUGAUAAAAACCUUCUAACUGGUCACAGGUUUCAGAGUUAAUGUGCAGCUGAACCCAGGUCUGUUUCGUCCUGUUUUUAUCUCUGCUGCAGUUAAAUGACCUGCAUGACGUCACCCCAGCACACAUGCCAAAAAUCUGUGAUAUUUCUGCUCCUGUUCUGAUUUUUAAUGCGCAAUCAUUUGUUUUUGAAGUACUCUGAGUACAUUUGAGUGUAUUAUUAUUAUUAUUAUGAUUAUUAUGGUUACAACUCAGUUUUACCAUCAGAGAACAUGGCUGCUGUCGGUGUCAAACCUGCUGUUGCA